AUGCCGGCCUGUGCGCCUGAGUACCGCUUCGUGCGGUCCAAUACCGAUCUUAUCUUUUCGCCGAGAGCUAAGAGAUGUUCUCACCAACCACCCUUUACCACUCUGAGGAGAUCCUUCUCUUCAACGUUUUCCCUCAUCCCAGAGGAGCAGGCCGUACCACCGGAGUAUCCAGCAUCGUUGCCGCGGCUCAUAGGAGUCAUCACAUGGUUACCACGACAAUUUCUUCGACCGUUGAUUGCGAUAUUUAACUUUAUCGCACAUCCAGCGUGGAAGCAAAUAUUAGUAGUGUUGCCUACACUGUGGAUCGCUGCUUCACUCUUCAUCUUCUGGAAAUGUGUCCAGUGCCCUCUCGGAGUCUUGAAAAUGAUAGCGGGCGCACUGUCUAGCAGCCCAGAAAAACAGAGAACCGUAUUGAUUAGCGGAGGAAGCUCUGUUCAGGCGCUGCAUCUUGCAAGGAACUUUCACUCCGCGGGAGCCAGAGUGAUAGCGUUUGAAAUCGAGGGUCAGUUUACUUUGUUAAAAUAUUCGGCAGCUGUGAGUCAAUUUUAUACCGUUCCCAGACCGAAUCCCGGUGAUCCUCUAGCGUACGCGAGGGCCUUAAAGGAAAUUGUUGAAAAGGAGUCCAUCGUAUUUUAUAUACCUGUGAGCUCAUCGACGCCAGCCUAUUAUGACGCUCUUGCAAAGCCUCAUCUUGAAGUCAUGGGGUGCCAGUGCUUUGUGCCGUGUGCUCGUGACGUCGUUGCUUUGGACGAUCCACUGGAACUCAUUCGAUUAUGUCGUGUAGCUGGUUUAGCUACUCCUCAGUUCUGGGUCGUCGCUAGCGAAGAAGAUGUUAAAUCUUGGUAUGAAAGUGGAGCCUCAAAGGAAGGAAAACAUUUCAUAGUGAGCGCUGGACCGAGAGGUGCACGAGACCGCCUUAGAUUCAUUCUACCUGACAGCAUAACGCACCUUAGGUUCCCACGUGAAAUUAGUGCUGAAAAGCCGUGGGUCAUCAUGCGUGAACCAAAGGGAGAGAGGUUGAUGACUUGUACCACAUUAAAGGGUUCUCGUGCAGUGAACAAUGUAACUUGUAGAUUGGAUACAGAAAGGAAAGGGUUGAUACCGCAAAAAGAUGACGACGCAGAUGCGUGGGUGCAGAAAUUUGUAGCGUGUCUUACUCCUGCGCGCCCUAUGACCGGUCAUAUUGCCUUUAGAUUAGUUCGAGAAGAAAAUACCGAUGGUAAAGGCAAGUUAGUGGCAAUAGGUGCGCGUGUCGGUGUCUCCUUGCCCUAUUUAUGUCAAGGUCCCAAAAGGUGUGGUCACGCAGCAACAGUUGGGAAUCUGUUGAAUACUGUGUUAGAUACUCGCGAAGCUCUCUUCGCUUAUUGGGACCCUUUGCCAUAUUGUGCGUAUUACCAAGCGCGAUCGCCGGAAGAACGCCGACCACCGACGCCUGAGCCCUGCAAGACUCCACCCAAUGUACCCCUUUGA
Molecule: messenger RNA, 1470 nt
Organism: Leptosia nina
Lineage: Eukaryota; Metazoa; Arthropoda; Insecta; Lepidoptera; Pieridae
Source: the annotation of a GenBank genome assembly